CCAAAAUAUAGUUAGCUGAGAUAACACAUUGAGAUCACUCAAAGAUUAGGCCAACCAAAUGAAGUCGUACAAAUUGACUAUUUCCUCUCCUUAAAUCCAUCUUCUUCCACACACAUGCUUAUUUCGUUUCUUAAAGAAAAGUAACAUAUUGAGACUUUUAAAAAAAAAAAAAAAAUGGAGAGCUUCUUGAUCUUCCGUUGCUUCUUGUUAUUCGUCUUCUUCAAAGGAACAUUCGCAGCUUCAGGCAAGUUUUGGAGCAGAUUAGAGAUGGCUGAGAUGAAUGGCUACGGAGAACAUAAACUCUCUUCCGUAGUUAUCACCGGUUCUCUUCUAUGUAACAUCCCUCUUUCAGGUGCCACUGUUGCCAUCAAGUGCCACAGUACUGGUUUCAGAAAGAGAACAAAAUGGACCAAAGCUGUUACUGAUGACUUUGGAGAGUUUGUUAUCCAUCUUCCUUCUCAUCUUCAUGCAAUUCCUCAUCUAGAAAAGGCAUGUUACAUCAAACCAGUACAUGUGCCAAAACACUAUUAUAGAUGCUACAAGACUUUUGCCAAAUCCAAUAUACACAAAGGUAUCAAACUUGUUUCGUCCAGAAAUGGCUUCCGUGUCUACACCGCAGGGAAGAUCACGUUACAUGGAUACAGUUCAAGAUCAUCUCAAGGUCGUAAAGCCGACAUGUAAAAUACAAAACAAUUAAUAAGAAACAACAGAUACUUGUGUGAAAAAUCAUGUGUGUUUUAUGUUCCUCACUUGUUUAGCUGGCGCUUUAGUCACAGAACUAAGUUGAGUCUCUCUACGUUUGUUUACCAUAUUCACAAUGUCAGUCUUCUUCACUUGUUCCCUACGGCAUCAACCUCUUCUCAAUGUUUUCUCUCUCAAACUUAGCAGCAACACAAGCAUAU
Thlaspi arvense is the source of this 902-nucleotide messenger RNA. The record is from the annotation of a GenBank genome assembly. Lineage: Eukaryota; Viridiplantae; Streptophyta; Magnoliopsida; Brassicales; Brassicaceae.